AGCUUACUUGAACCUUACCACUUUUUACGCCCUUAUUCAUUCCCCCGGUCUGAGUCUUUCUAAGUCCGUCAUGUGUUUGUCUAUAAGGGCAAGACUCGAUUGCAAAUCCUGAACAUUCUGAAAAAUGGACCGCACAAUGCAAGCUCUCGUCACCGCACCAAACAAGACUGCCGUUGUCGCAGAUAUCGCUGUUCCCGAGCCCGGACAUAAUGAGAUUCGUACCGAACUAGGACGUGUUGUUGGGAGUGACAUCUCAGGAGUCGUUGAUAAGGUCGGUGCGGGCGUGACGGGGUGGCAGGUAGGAGAUCGCGUUGCAGGUCUCCUGCAAGGAGCAACUUCUGUGACCCCCCGUCCCGGAGGAUUCGCAGAAUACGCCAUCUUAGAGCAGGAUCUGGCUAUUCAUGUGCCUGCUGGGAUCACUUUUGAUGAGGCUGCAACAGUUCCUCUUUGUGCUCUUACUGCUGCUCAGGCCUUGUUUAUCCGCCUCGAAAUUCCAGCACCCUUUCCUAACCCAUACACCUUCGCGCCUCCAGCAACGGAUGCACCAAGCGUCCUCGUCUAUUCAGCGGCAACCUCUCUUGGUCUAUACACCAUUGAGCUCGCCAGCCUUCUCCGGACCCCAUCGGGAAAGCCAUAUCGCAUCUUCGCUACCGCCAGCCCUAAGCACCACGCUAAACUCCUCGCACUGGGAGCCGAGGCCGUCUUCGAUUACCGCUCACCUACAUGGGUCGAAGACGUGCGAAAAGUCUCCGGCGGUAUCUCUUACGCUGUAGAUUGUAUCUCAGAGAACGAGAGUACCGCGUUGAUUUCUCAAACUUUUGUUGAGAGUGGUGGGAAGAUCGCCGUCAUUCGGAGUAAAGAUUGGGACAAGGGGGGCAUUAGCGAGGGAGUAACGCCGCUUUAUGGCGCUGUGUGGCAGGGACUUGGACAUGAGCUCAUUUACAACGACGCAACCUUACCAGCAUCACCAUCCUGGCGAGCCUUCAGUGUGGCGUUUUACAAGUUUUUAUCUGCUGGUUCUGCAAAGGAUCGCAGUCUUUUCCCAAUCUCGCCAAACCCCGUUCGCUUGAUGCCUGGCGGUUUGGCAGAGAUCGUAUCGGACGCGUUUAUGCUCAUCGGCGCGUAUAAAGUUGUUGAUCGGCCUGUGGAAGCGACAUCUAAGGGAGCUAAGGAAUGGAUGAACCCAGUAUCAGCAGUAAAACUUGUAUAUAGGGUUUGACAUGUCGCCCAUGAAGAAUAAACAAUUUAAUGGUG
Messenger RNA from Laccaria bicolor S238N-H82, 1254 nucleotides. Its product is annotated as zinc-binding oxidoreductase. The transcript has 5 exons. The record is from RefSeq and is a predicted model, not a curated record. NCBI's taxonomy places the organism in Eukaryota, Fungi, Basidiomycota, Agaricomycetes, Agaricales, Hydnangiaceae. Gene Ontology annotation, molecular function: oxidoreductase activity, acting on NAD(P)H. Bases 125 to 1219 code for a protein of 364 amino acids.